Messenger RNA from Monoraphidium neglectum, 1176 nucleotides. RefSeq lists its product as hypothetical. NCBI's taxonomy places the organism in Eukaryota, Viridiplantae, Chlorophyta, Chlorophyceae, Sphaeropleales, Selenastraceae. The record is from RefSeq and is a predicted model, not a curated record. Bases 1 to 1176 code for a protein of 391 amino acids. The transcript has 5 exons.
AUGGCUGCCCCCCAGGCAGCCAUCAAGCUCCUGGACUGCAUGGCCCGGUUCCACCGAGACGAGAACUCCCGCCUCGAGGCCUUCUGCGACUGGCACGACAAGUGGGUGGGCUUCAGGUUCUCAGAUGCCAGACGCGGCAGCAUCAGCAGUGGCAGUGCAGACAAGCCAUGUCUGGACGGCGAGUUCUACGUGGUGGGCAGCAGCUGCAAUUACUUGGUCGUCCUGCUGGAGGUGAAGGACGAGCUUGGAAGUAGUGGCGACCCGCACUACCAGCUGCAGCGAUACAUGCAGCAAUGCUACUCCAAGCGCAUGUGGCACGAGGACCCAGUGAUCUGUGCGCUGGGGGCGCCUGCACUUGGAGUGGACCUGGCUGGGCCCAACCUCCUCAUCCACGGCCUGUACACGCUGCACUCGGACUGCAUCGUCAGCGAGGCCCUGACCCCGCGCAUCCCGCUCGUGCAGCAGGGCGCGCGCCAGCCCCGCCAGCUGCACCUGCUGGCGGCAACCCUGGCUGGCUACGCGGCAGCUGCCUGGGCGCUGGCAGAGCGCAUGGUCAGGGCUGCUGGUGGCGUUGCGGCGGACCUGCCGCUCCUUGAGCAGCGGGCGCGGGAGGUGCUGGGCUCUUUGUCGCAGCUGGGCGUUGAGUACGAAGCAGCACUGGCAAGCGCGAGCCUGGAGCCAGCGCAGGUGCAAGCCGUGGCGGACUGGCGUGUGGCAGCGGCGCCUGCGCCAACCGCCGCGGCGCCGCUGCCCCCCUACCCCCUGCUGCACAGCAUAGACGCGGCACUGAGCCAGCUGCCCGGCCUCGACGGCAAGCUGCUGUACACAGCCACAGAGGCCGACGGGCGUGCCCAGUUCAUCAAAUUUACCACGCUGCUCUACCCCAAGCACGUACAUGAUGCAUGGCAGGAGGAGGGGCUGGUGCCGACGCUGCACCGCUGCGACGCGCUGCCUGGUGCUUACUGCUGCGUGGCCACGGAGUUGUUGGCAGCGACGGAUGGCUGGAAGAUGCUUCCCGAGCUUGGGGACAGCAGCCCUGACCAGCAGCAGUGCUUUGGGGCUGUGGAGCAAGCGCUGUCACGCGCGCACAGCAUCCUUGUGCAGCACGGCGGCGGCCGCGCGCUCGCUGUGCACGGCGACAUGCGCGGCCCCAAUAUCAUGGGCGUUGCAUUUUGA